Molecule: messenger RNA, 546 nt
Organism: Leptosia nina
Lineage: Eukaryota; Metazoa; Arthropoda; Insecta; Lepidoptera; Pieridae
Source: the annotation of a GenBank genome assembly
AUGAAACAAUUUUAUUCAUGUGCACUUGAUCCCAUUACACAAAGUACUUUAAAACUAUAUCUUUUCAGAAAUGUUGAUAAUGUGGAUGUUAUAAAAGAGAACAUUAGAACUGGUGCGUGGAAAUGUGCUGCCAUCAAAUCUUCCCUUAUACUCGAUCUAUUUCAAUUAGUCGUCGCCGCUAACCGCGCUGCUGUAGCUCAGACUUUGGGAAACAUGGUGACGAGGUCGGUUUACGGUGAAAUUCUAUACAAUCUUUCUCUCACGAGAAAUAUUUCGCAAAGCCUCGCCCUAUUCGGGGCCGACGGGAACAGUCCUUUGCUCCUGUGUUUCUUAACAACAGCGAUGACUGAUCACAGUGAAGACAUUGUGAAACAAGUAAAAGGAGAUGCGUGUCCUGUUUCCAACCUACCUGAAUUUAGUGAUAUAAAACUCAUUAAAGAUGUAUAUAAAUUGAAAAAUUUUGAGUGCGAUGUUGAUAUAUUAGAUAAUAUUAUAAGCAGAAUGGUGACCAAAAACUUUGUUUCAAUUGCUGAUGUUUCUAUGUGA